This is a messenger RNA of Ceratitis capitata (Mediterranean fruit fly), 9630 nucleotides long. RefSeq lists its product as uncharacterized. Gene Ontology annotation, molecular function: guanyl-nucleotide exchange factor activity; protein binding. Lineage: Eukaryota; Metazoa; Arthropoda; Insecta; Diptera; Tephritidae. The record is from RefSeq and is a predicted model, not a curated record. The transcript has 9 exons. The coding region runs from base 1644 to 9110 and encodes 2488 amino acids. Gene Ontology annotation, biological process: activation of GTPase activity.
UUGGCGUUCGGUGUGCGGUUUCGUGUGGCGAUUGCGUUGCGUCGUUAUUGUAUUGUACUUUCAGUUACAGUUUUCUCAUGGGUCGCACUUCAUUCACUCAGUCUUGCCACGGACGGCGAACGACGCGCGAAUCAUAACGCUUUAUGAACGGUCGGCGCUGGAGAGUGUUUAUUUUAACUUUAGUUUAAAUAAAAUUUAUUAUUUAAAGGAAUUUAAUUUUUUGCAAUUUAAUUUCGAAUUAGAAAAAUAUUGGUUUGCUUUAAAAAAACAACAAUUGCCACAAUUAAUCAUUGCAUUGCAUUAUUGAUGAGUGUUAAAUGUUAAAAAGUGAACGUGAAAGUGUUUGUAUGUAUACAUACAUACAUAUGAGUUCAGCUAGGCAAUAACAAAGCGACCAACGAGCGGGAGGUCACAACGCGUGUACUUGUGUGUCUCGUUGACGUUGACAAAACUGGUUGAUCCAUCGCUGUCGCGACGGUACCGAUGAUCGCAUGCGCGCAUAAUUGUCAACAGCAUCAAUCAGUAGUCGGCCAAUGAAAUCAGUGCUUCUGUCAAUGCGAUCUUCACUUUCAUCUUUGAUAUGUAUUUGCGAAAAUGUUAUUACAAAAAUGGCUUUGCUUGUUGUUGUGAAAUGUGAAAAAGACAAUACCAUAAAAUGAAAUGAUAUUAAUAUAAAAAAAAAACUAAUUGAAGUUUUGAAGUGUUGAAUGAAGUUCGUAGAGAUCUGUAUCAGUGAUCCACCUGCCGUGGCACUACUUACCUACAUUUGUGCAAAACUACAUGCCAAUUAACCAAACGAAUAACAACAAAAAUGCAAACAAACCGGUGGCAGAAACUGUCACUUUCGAUGCGCUUGUGGCAACGAUCAUCUGUUGUUUAAUAACGACAUGUUUGCCCAUACAAAUCUACAAAACAAAAUCAAAAGUAAAAAUCGUUAUGACUACGCAUAAAUACCUGUUUGAAUAAAUAAUGCAAUUGAAAGCGCAAAUUUAACUGCAUAAUUUCAGAAAAAAAUAUUUAUCUACAUAAGCCAAAAUCAGCUGGACCGAUGUCUGAACCGGAAGGCGAGCCGGAAAGCCAUAAGCAAAUUGCUUAACAUGCCAGUUAUUUGCGAUUUACUUGUAUGCAAAAGCAUACAUAAAUAUACGAGUAUACAUAUAUAAACAUAAAAUUGUUCAUUUUAUUGAAUUUUGAUUAGUUUUCUUUGUUGCAAUAAAAUUUUCCAAUAAUAUUGUGUUAGUGGAGCUUCCAAUGAUUGAGUCUUAAGCCGAAGUUGUGUUCCCUUUUCACUGUAAUUUCCAUUAAUAAAUACUAUGCAAUUGUAUAUGUACACAUACAUAUGUAUAUUUGUGCAUUUAUGAGAAAUUCUAGAAUUGCAGUGAUUUUUAUAUAAUUAAAUUGACGUAAUUGAUAAAGUGAGUGAGCAGCCGAGUUCUUUGGAUUAACAAUAAAUAAAGUAAUCAUCAUGUUUAUUGCACACUGCCAAGUCUCCGGCGCAUUGCCAGCCACUUAUGCAGCGGUUGUCUUCUGCAACCGUUUUAAUGGCUGCCAAAACGAAAUAUGCAACAGCCAAGAACGUGAGCUGAUAGCGAAUCACAUAAACAAAUCUAAAAACUUAUUGCAAAUAGUGUUUAAUAACGAAAAUGAAAGACACAAUGUUGGACGGUGUGAGGGAACCAAAUACAAUGUUAACGACAUUCGAUGCAACAGCGGCGUUGGCUGCAGCCAAGCCUGCUAUUGAAGAUAAAAAUAAAAGUCCAUAUAUUACAACAAUUACAAACUCGUCGCCUUCAAAAGCAAAGACACUUUUUAGUUGGUUUCGAGGAGGUAACACAAAGUCAGAUAGUAAACCUGACAACAACACAGCCACUUUGCCAAGUGAGCAAAAUCAAAUAGAUAGUGGAAAUAGUAGAGUUGAGAGGAAGGAAGUGCACUUAGGUAAUCGCGACAAAUCGUCUUCAACAGAAACACAGCCACCUGCCACUGAGCGAGACGUCACAUUACGCGAUUUUCCUGGUGUUCAGAGUUUGAGACACUUGUGGAAUAAACGCAUCAGCGCCAGCGAAGACGCCACACGCCGACAGGGCACACUCAAAGACAGCAAGGCGGGUAAAUUAACAAAAUCCAUUGGUUGUUUAGUGCACGCAGCGAACGCGUCGCCAACCGACACACCCUUGAGUGCUGAAGAAGGUAGCCCGCUGCAACAGAAACGCGCGCAUAGUCUACACGAUUGCACGAACGUGGGCGUUUGCACUGAGGCGUCCCCAACUGCAGCUACCUUUGAGUCGGAGUUCGAUUGCUUGCAUCGUGAGAAGGAUAAUUUUUAUAAAUACAAGACGGCGGAACAGGCAGCAAAACAUCUGACGCGGGAGGCGCGCAUGCGUAUCAGAAGUGCGCGUCGCGUCACUGCUGGCAUUGUCAGCAGCCAGACGUGUGACGAUGAUGCACACUUUCCUGCAGUGAAGGCGAGUGACCGCGGCGAGCGUAUACAUUGGCUAAAAAGGCAAGACAUGGUGACGAGACGACGUGACGGCGUAGAAAUGGCUAGUGCCAAGAGUCGUAUUGGCCAUGAAACCGCUAUAGCGCUAUCAGCUGACGCAAUUGUUAUCAACGAAAAUGCAAACAACGCCACUAAAGCAAAAACAACAACCAUCAUGCCAACAACACCGACGUCGUCUGCCCCCCAAUAUACUCACCUCAGUGAUUAUUCCGAUAAUGAAACGCUCACAGCUAGCAGCUCACCGCGCUAUUCGGUCAGUCGUAAGCGAAACGCGAGUGAAGCAACAAAUACGUCGGUGACGAAACGCAGUAGCAGUGAUUCAAAUAAAUCGAAUUCAUUAUCAACAUCUAGUUCGAUAAGAAGUGGCGCGCUUACGGGCGGGCGCAGCGCGCGACGUACCGCCUCCGGAGCGUCGGGCUCAGCAUCCGCACGCAAAUACAGUUUCAAAACACACGCGCGCACAUAUCACGCGCCACGCAAAAUGAGUCAGCGCGAUUCUACCACUGCUGGUAGUGGUAGUGGCGUCGGUGGAAGCGGUAUUGUCAGUGCCUCCACCCUUGCGCCAGGAGGUGGCAAUAUAGUUGCCAAGCUAACUCAGCAAUUUAACGAAAUGAUACAGAAAGAUAAGAAGCUGCUGGAAGAGGUGAAACGCAAUAACGGUGUGUUGAUGUCGCGCGGCGGACACGUUUACAAAGUGCUACAAAACCCCGACGCUGCAGGUGAGGCGGAUAAGCGGUCGGCAGCGAGCCUUAGCCGGUACGGUACGCGCGGCUCGACGGUGCAACGAAAUAUUAUGAAGUUCGAAUGUGGCGCCGAUGCCGCUAAGCCUGCUGUGCCAGCAAAAAGUGCGCAAGUCCUGCAAAAGCUACGCGAACUCAACAAAACACAAAAAUAUAGCCUAACUAACGGCGGUACAGUUGGUGGCGUAAGCAAAAAUCUUAAAUUGCACAUCACACCGUCAACGCACCACGACCUGCAGUCGAAGCUUGAUUUAAAGAAGGCGCAAAUGUCACUGCCGCUCUCGCCGCCAUUGGAGGUCGUAACCGAAGAGUCGAAAACACCGCUGGAAGCAUAUGAGAAAUCGAUCGCUAUCAGCGCGCAAGUGGAAGCACCACGAGUGGACGUGCCGAGCGCGCAUAACGAGGAAAGCACGUACGGACAACACACUAACGACAGUAACAGUAACAACGGCAUUGUUGACAACACAAAAACAUUUAAUGAAUUUGAACUGAAAACAACAGAUGAUCUAAAGCGAAGUGCGAACCGUACAACUGCCAUUAAUGAGGGCUUCAAUAGCGGCUCUGUGCCAACGCCGCUCACAACUAACUGUGCCGAUGCGCGAGGCGAUAAGAAAAGUUCUGAGACGCAAAUAAAGAACGAAAAUGGAGUAGCGACUGACGUGAAAAGCAAUGCAAUAAUUUGCAUUGAGUCGUUCCAACUGCCGGCCGAGCCAUUAAAUGUCGAAGUGAUUGAAGCCCCAACGAGGGCCACCACAAAUGCGGAGCGCAGCAUUCCCACGGCUAUGUUGACAUUGGACGUUGCUCAUAACGUUGAGAACUGUAAAAAUGUGACUGCCACAAUUGCGAAAGCAACAACAACAACAACAGUAAAGGCGGAGACAACACAAAGUCCAAUUGGCGAGCGAGCCAGUGACGAUCAGCUCGAUGCCGUUAACGAUGAGAAGGCGAAGCAGCGCAAGCACAAAUAUGCAAAAAUUUAUGAAAAGUUCCGUUUUAGGUCACCAUUCGUUGGAGGUCACAACAAUAAGAAAUUGUCACCGAAGCCACCGACCACGGGAGUUGGGAUGUGUGAUGAAAUGAUAAGGCGGCCAGAGAGUGAGCACGUAGACGCUGCGGCAGCGAAUAUAAAACCAACAAAAACAAAAAGUUCAACGCCUACACCACCAGCAACGCCAAUAUUGAAAAACAUUUCACCAGUUACUGAUGAGAUCAACGAAGUUAACGGUACUUUAGACACCACUCACGCUGCCAUUGCAACACUUGAACCCGCAUCAAAGUUGCUCGACGCGCUGGAAAUAAUCGAUAACAAAUUGAAAGAUCUCGCCGUGGACGACGUUGUAAAUGACAUCAAUACCAAAGCGCUUCUACUCUCGCCAGAUGAUGACUUUGAGCAGCGCGUGCUACCGAACAACUCGUUUAUCUUUCAAGCGAGCACCAAACAAGUGGCCAACAAUAAGCUAAUUGUCGCGCAAGCCGUGAAUAUCUCACUGGUGAAUAGUAUACAGGGCGAACAGCUUAUAAUGGAACAAAAGGAGCUGCAGCGGCAGCAAAUCGACUAUAGCGAACUGAUGCGGCCACCCAGCAUGAAAAUGGAGCAACCAUUUUUGGUGGAAAUCGUAAGUGGUAAGGCAGCAGCGCCUGUAGAGCCAAUGUACGAACCAAUUGCUGCACAGACUGAAAUAACAAAGACUGAAGGCGAUUCAACAACAGAAGCAACAACUGCGCUCCAAAUACCACCAAAGUCUUUUCUCUACAAUAGUUUGGCAAUGAACAGUGAUACAAAGAAGUCGGAAACUAGUAAAGCACUAGAAGGCCUACCCGAAACCACUGAAUCAACAACAGAGCUCUUCGAGGACAUCUAUCAAACUGUGGAUGAGGCCAAGGCGACAGCUGCAGCCGCUUUGGCUGAAGCGACAAAUGCGGCACUUUUAGCUGACUACGAAUCCAUAGCUGGCUCCUGCGAGCACACAACACCCGCCACACUCACUGCCAGCCAGAAUGUGAGCAAACCCUUGUACGAUGGUUAUGAGAUAUGUGAGCCACCGCCCGAUAUACCACCUGCGUUACCAACUGCCACGGUACCAACUGCGGAAGGUACCGGUGUUAAAUUGAUGCAACAGAUCUCAGCAGGUGGCGGUAACGUACGCAACACUAACGAUGAACUGCCAGAAUUACCCAAGCCAAAGCGUCGUCUGCCCAAGUCGCCUAUGCCAGGCAAACGCUCGCCGAAGGCAGCAACAAAGAAUACAGCUGAGCUUCGUGAGCAUAACAAAAUCGCGUCCAAUAGAUCAGACAGCAACAAAAGUGGUAGUAAUAGCACCAUCACUGCCACGGAUUUACAGGAUGAUGAGCAUCAUUAUUAUGCUGACGAUGAGAAUAUCUAUGAUACCAUAAAGGGCUCGCAUUGCUACGAAUCCGUGCAUGCCGCUAGCCAUGUGACGCAUAGGUCCAGCAACGCGGCGUCGAAAUGUGUUAGUGACAGUAUUUCACUCUCUUCCAAUUGCUACGAGAGCAUCUCACAUUAUCGACGCGUUAGUAACGGCACCGUAGUGGUAGGCCACUUGACGGGUAGUAGCAGCGGUUCAACGCUCACUAUUUCAUCCGAUCACAAAACGAAUAGCUUAUACGAAAUGUCGGUGACGACGGCCAGUAUGAUCUACGGCAACGGCAGUCUGGGCUCGUAUGGACAGUCGUCGGGCGCUGAAAAGUCAAGUGCAAGCGUUGCCGGCCGCAUUGGGGCGACCAAGCCAAAUGCUGGUGAUGAGAAUAGCGAUGGUGUUGCUGGCGCGAAGACCUACAGUCAAUCACAUUGUGGUGCGACAAGUGAUAACAGUGAUGAAUGGGUGGAUAUAUCGGAUCCAGAAGCGGAGGGUACAGAGCAAUUUGUGAAACCGCAAUUUAUUGUCGUACGUGAACGCUCCAAAGUGCACCGCAGUCCCGAUUGGUCAAAACGUGUGAGAGAUAAAAGAUUGCAUCAGAAGAAAGCCAUUAGUUGCAUUGAGGAUGACUCCGAUCAUUACUAUGAGACAUUAUCGCCAUUGGGUAAUAAACGACAUUCCACAUUGCCCGAUCAGCGUUCAACUAGCCAUAACAGUGUCGGUCGGGAAUUGCCACACUUUGCGAAAAAUGGUUCGCAACGCACUAAGAUGUAUUCGACCUCGAUGCAUGGUCUGGGCACAUUGGCGACAUCUGACGAUUAUGAUUCCUUCGAUACAGAUACCGAUGAGAUUUACGAGACCGAGGAGCAUAUGAAAAAUCAGAACGACAGCGGCGUGGACAUACGUAAUGUGAAACUUCCCGACCCGCCUGCCUCGACGAAUCAGGUGUAUGCCAUUGUGCGGAAGCUGAAAAAUUUCAUCUCAAAUAAGAAAUCGCCAGGAUCUAAGUACGCUGGCAGUCAACAAAAACUCUAUGAAAACUCGACGCAAUUCUAUGUGAGUGGUAAUAUAUAUGAGAAUACACCAAAGACUAAAGCCAAACCGCAGAAAAAUGUGAAAAAGUCAUCUAUAGCGACGCACGAUCAAGACAUUUACGAGAACACAGAUUUUCACAGUCCACCCGCAAUUCCAGCAGAUGAUAAGCAACUCAAUUCAGCGGAUAAAAAUCCAAAUAGUCCAACGGAGGUAAAACUCGAUACAACCGAAGCCAGCACAACACUACGUGCCAAAUCGAAAGCGAGUAAAAGCUUCAAAUCACGUCUGCGUAAAAGUCUAGUCGGUUCCACAUUUGAUAUGAAACAACUGUCAACACUAUCGCCCACUCGUAGCACAUUUUACAUUGAAGAUCCAACUUAUGGGGGCUCCGGAGAACUGGAUUCUGGUUUCUCUGAGAAAGCUUCUUCAGGUGAUCUACCCACAGCGCCCGCUAUACCAACUCCCGAGGCGCAGAAAUUCUCAACUGUUGCUCGUAAAGCGAAAAAAGAAGCGAAAGCAACGAAUUCGCAACGAAGGCGCACAACAAUUGGUAUACGUCCACAAGAUCCACCACCGCCGCCACCGGUUGCCACUUCAACGACAUCUUGGUAUGCAGAAUGUGGUGUCUUCAAGAACGGCACGAGUGGUAUGUUACAAGAAUCGGAAAUUUCACUCAACGAUAGCAAAGCAAGCCAAAGUGGUUCUUCCGUUUUCAACGGUAACUCGUGGUACACCGAGGCGGGUCUCUACCAGACCAGUGAUGUAUCUGUGGCCAGCUCAAGUGGUAGUUCCGGCGUAUCAACUGGCAAUGAAGGCACGCUAAGCGAUGAUCUGCCACAUAGUAUGUUCCAAAAUGAGCCGCUCUAUCAGAUCUACAGCGCUGCCAAGUUAGAGUCCAUUACACGAGAUAUGGAGGGUCAUGAUAGUUCGACGGAUGGUUACGAGGAGAUCGGUCAGAAUGGCACUACUGGUGAAGCGCGCAUAAAUAGUCAAAAGCAUCAGCGACCCAGCGCCUAUCAGUUAAUUGAACCAAAGAACGGACCAGCGCGUACGCUGUGGAGCGAAAUACCGGAAGUUAUAAACUCCUGUGUUUUAUCCACACUUACACCACGCGAACGCGGUCUGCAAGAGGCGAAAUUCGAAAUCAUCACUUCGGAGGCCAGUUAUCUCAAAUCGCUCAACCUGCUGCGUAGUCAUUUCAUGAAUCAUCCGGUAUUUCGUGAUACCAAUGUGGUGAGUGCGCGCGAUCGCAAAGCACUGUUCGCCUACAUUGUACCGGUGCACGAAUGCUCGGAAAAAUUGCUCACUGAAAUGGAGUCGUGCUGGCAGGAUAACAUAAUGUUAAUCGGUUUGAGUAAGCGUAUCUACACCGUGGCCGAGAAGUGCUUCCACGUCUACAUCUCGUUUUGCGAGCACCAAGGACGCAUGGACCGAACUUUACGCCGUUUGAAGGAGUCACGUGGUAUAUUUGAGCAAAACUUGCAUCUACUCGAGACGAGUCCUACCUGUUGUGGCCUCAAUCUACAUUCUUUUCUCAUGUUACCCAUGCAACGGAUAACACGCCUGCCACUACUAAUCGACGCCGUUUUCAGUAAAGUUAGUCCCAACGAUGACGAAUACGAGAACUGGAAAAUGACGUUGGCCAUAAUGAAUAAGAUUGUAACGCAGUGCAAUGAAGCAGCGAAUCGUUGUGAGCAAGCGUACGAAAUCGAACGUAUAGCACGUCAACUCGAGUUUCCUACAACGAUACGCGCGUUGGCCAUAGCGCCCGUGGGUGUACCUGCUGCCGGUGCAAAACCGCGUUUCCUGGUGAAGCGCGGCGAGUUGACACAUUUCAUUUGGCGCGGUGACGAUGUUAAGCUCACGUUUGGCAAAAAAUUCUCCAAAGUGUCCAUCUACGCCUUUCUCUUCUCCGAUCUGCUCGUGCUGACGAAACGCAAAGGUGAAGAACAAUUUGCCGUCUUCGAUUAUUGUCCGCGCAGCAUGUUAACAAUCACGUCGGGCGAUUUGAGAGACAUUAGUCAGACGCACAAAAAUCUUAUACUAAUGACUUUGCUGGAGAAUCAUGAGCGAAAAACUGUGGAACUAGUCCUUUCUUGCCCAUCAGUUUCCGAACAGGAACGUUGGUUGCAAGCAGUGCGACCGCCCGAACCAGAAACGCCAGGCGAAAAGCUCUACGCUCCUUGGGACUGUCCGCAGGUGAUAACGAAACAUGUAUACGAAGCUACAGAACCAGAUGCGUUGAACUUGGAAGUGGGCGAUGUGGUCAAUGUGACAAGGAAAUUACCAGACGGCUGGUACCAGGGUGAGCGCAUACGGGACGGCGUUGUGGGUUGGUUCCCCGGCAGUUACACGGAAGAGGUCAAUUCAGCGCAUGUGCGCGCCCGUAAUCUCAAGCAACGCCAACGACUGCUCACGUUCACCGCCACAUAUCUCGAGUCGCAAAAGCGCAAGUAGAAAUCGUCAUGUAGAGAUUUGUUGAUUCAUAAUUUGAACCCAAAGCGUUAGUCGACGUAUCGAUUACUUGGAUAAAAAAAAAAAUUUGUAAAGUGUAGUAUUUAUGUACAUGAGCUUGUGCCUUUUAUAAUUUUAAUAGUAAUAAUUGCUAAGUGUUAAUAUAAUUAUGCAAAUAUAUAAAAUAUUAUUUCGAUAUACAAAUAUUACCAAGUAGGAACUAAAUUUAUCGAUAAAAACAUGUCUCUCAAAGAUACAAAAAUAAUUUCUUAUUUAUUUAAAAUGUGAUAAAAAUGCUUAAUUUAUAAGUUAAAAAUAUUGUUGGAUUAAAUUUUGUUUAAUUUUCGUUUAUAUUUAAGGUCAAAUUAUUGCGAAAUGCAUAAAAAUACUAUUUAAUAUCGUCUUUUCGAUUUGACGAAUGGGACUAUAGGUUUAUAGAGCUUGACUUGAUCAAAAAUAAUAUCGAUGUAUAUAUGUACAUGCAUACAUAAGUUACUCUUAAUUAAAUAAAUAAAUAAAUAAA